CUCUGUACACAUGGUUGACGUAGAGAAGUCACGGCAACCAUGACACAACAGCGCGGACACACCCAUGGCCAGUCAGUCAGUCAGUCGACCACACAUCGAUGGACACACACACACAUACAUGCACACAGCCGUCCACAUAUCUACACAUCCGCCCCCCUCACCCCCCUCACCCCCUCCCUCAAUCACGCAGAUGCCUGCACGCAUCUGGCUGCUGCUAUCUAUCUGACUCACCCGACUAACUCGCUCAGUGAGUCAAUGAUUUGCUAGUAGACCACUUCGUCGCCGAACACCAGCACGGCAUCGUCGCCCAUCACCUCACGGACAACUCGCAUCGUCCGGGGGAACCGCGCCGCUCCCGCCGCCCCCGCCACCGGCCGCUCGGUCGUGUAGAGGUACCCGUACGCGGAGCUCAGCUCUGCAAAAAUGUUGUGUGCGAGGGUGCUGUGUACGUACACGUGGGCCUCGAAGGCGUCCCCUGGCUGGUCGGCGCAUAGCACGAUCACUCGCCCCACGUCCCCCACUGGCGACCGGCACGUGGCGACCGUGUGGUCGGGCACCUCCUGCUGGACGAGCGCCCUCUCCAACAGAAGAGGAGAGAAGAGGGGUGCGAUGACACUUGUUUGUGGACGCGUCCGUGGGUGAGGCGAUCGUGUGCGUGCGUGUGUUCGACCGACCAGUCGGCGAUAGAGAGUCUGUCUUUCGUCAACGAACUUGUAGGCGACUCGCGACACAACAGGGCCCGACCUCAUGCUAAAUGACCAGACAGACAGACAGAAAUACAGAGAAUGCAUUGUAUGUAUGCAGUGUGUGUUUGUGUGUGGCUUGCUCUCGUUUUAUUUCUGCACAUGGACAACACCGCCCCCCGAAGUGACGCAUAGUACCCACCUGCAAAGACAGAACGCCACACACGAACCAACCGAAGUAUCCAUGUACUGCCACCGCAACUGCCCUCCCUCCCUUCCAACAGCCAUUGCCCACUUACCCAUGUACUCACACACGGGGUUGUUGCGGUCGAAUGAGGCCCAGGAGCGGCUGGGGACCGGCAGCGACAACCGCUCGCCGCCCAGCAGCUCGUGGCCGUCGCUCGUGUGGUCGAGUAUCAUGCUCCUCUGGCCACGGCUGUUGAGGCGGCGACAAAUGAGGGACAGCUGACGGAGCGCCAUACAGCGGCCGUCGAACAGCCCCCGACUGCCCACCCCCUCCACGUCACCACGCCGCAGCACCAUCUUGGGACCGUCGAAGCGGCCCUGGUGGUACGCGACUCGGCAGAUGGGCUUCCACCCCUCCCACUCGCCGCUGUUUCGGAUGACGUACAGGAAGCGCAGCAGCAGGCCGGUGGAGGGCAGAUCGUAGUCGAUGAUGUCGUCGAUGCCCUUGGUGCGCAGCUCAGCGUUGAUGAGUGGCUUGAGGGUGGCGUCGGAGUACUGUCGGCUGGCGAGGCGGCAGGUGGAGCGCAUGGCUGCGAUGCUACUGGCGAGGCUGCCGCCCAGCAGAGGGAAGAGUUUGUCGCGCUCGGCGUCCUCUGUCAUGCCGAACACACCUGGCACCUGAAUGUGCACACAAAGCCGCGACCAAAGAAGACAGUAUUAUAAGAGGCAACCAACAUGCAACCGGGUCUUCUAUGCGGCUGGCUGGUUGUGUGUACCGGUUCUACACGAUUGCCCCGUUCAGGCAGAGGCGUGGUCUCGACGUACACGAAACGCACCUGCACACACGGACAGACAGACAGACAGACAGACAUGGGAUGAUUCCAUCCAUCCAUCCAUCCCCCCAACCCACCCAACAGUGGAUGAGCAUCUCUCUCAAUGUGCACGCACCUGCUGGUCCCGGGGCGAUGUGGUCGUCACGUGCGGAAUCACCACACAGAACUCCUCACCGCUGCCACUGCUAACCUCCUCCUUCAAGGACACCCUCGCCGCCCCGCCACUGGCCACCUCCCGCUUGUACACCUUCGCCUUCACCCAAGCCUCCGGCUGGUCCUCCUUCUUCUUGCCCGACACCAUCCACACAGAAGUGCCCAUCUGGUAGGAAGAAGCCGGGUAGAUGCGCGCGGUGCUUUGCGGCUGUGGCUGUGGCUGUGCCGCUGCAGCUGAUGCCGAUGAUGAUGACGACGAUAGGGGACCGCCCAUGGUCGAGUCAAAAAGCAGACGGCCCGACAUCUCCCUCGAGUCAGCUGUCAGAUCCAGGUGUCAGACGAUGAGUGCGGCGUGAGGGCGGGGCGCUGACCAAAGGGGCGCAGGAGGAACGAGGCUAUGCGAAGGAAUGCGGAAGGGCUGCACAUGCUGCAAUUGCAAUACAUGCAGCACUCCUUCCCGCGCCAAGGCUGAGUUUUCU
Molecule: messenger RNA, 2334 nt
Organism: Vitrella brassicaformis
Lineage: Eukaryota; Vitrellaceae
Source: the annotation of a GenBank genome assembly